Acipenser ruthenus (sterlet) is the source of this 3016-nucleotide messenger RNA. RefSeq names its product SH2B adaptor protein 1 (gene sh2b1). Gene Ontology annotation, cellular component: plasma membrane. NCBI's taxonomy places the organism in Eukaryota, Metazoa, Chordata, Actinopteri, Acipenseriformes, Acipenseridae. Bases 474 to 2873 code for a protein of 799 amino acids. Gene Ontology annotation, biological process: intracellular signal transduction. The transcript has 10 exons. Gene Ontology annotation, molecular function: transmembrane receptor protein tyrosine kinase adaptor activity. The record is from RefSeq and is a predicted model, not a curated record.
GCCCCCUUCUCGCGAGAGCGAUGGAUGAUGGACCAUCAUCAUCACAGCAACAUUAAAAGAUAAGAGACAUUUCCAAACCUUCUCGCCGAAUAAAGUGACCCCCCCCCCCGAACCAGAACCCAUAAGCGGGGCCGAGCCGAGGGGAACCGAGCCGGGCCGAGCUCAGGCGCACCAGAAGCAGCGCAGCCCCGCCCGUGUAAUUUACGGGUAACGGCCUUUACACAGACAGUGCUGUCGACUCACUGAGUCAAGUGUCUUUCUGCAGGCGAAUUUCACCCAAACACUGUGUUUCAGUACAGCUGGACUAUCGUAUCGUUGCAUUUUAAUUACGUUGAAGAGGAUGGCCCAACAAGCCCUCGCUAUGAAGAAGACGCCGAGACAUUGCUGCUGUAGUUCCGAAGCAGCACAUCCCUAAAGAAUCGAGAGAGAACUGAGCGUGAGGACUAAACCUCCCCCUCUCCGUGUGAAACACCAUGAACGGAACAGUCCUUCCCAGUGCUCCCAGUGGAGAUGGUGACCUCCAUCCAAGUGGCUGCUGCCCCCCCCUGCCCCCUGGCCCCUCCCCCCUCCCCGACUCCCCUCCCCCCCCUCCCCCUCCAAGCUGGAAGGAGUUCUGUGAGAUUCAUGCUCACGCAGCAGCUAUGGAGUUUGCAUGCCGCUUCAGGCUAUAUCUCGAGGACCACCCGCAGUACCUCUCCCUGCCUGGGGGGGCAGGCGCCACCUUCUCCAGGCGCUUUGCGGAGAGGUUCGUGCGGCACUUCGAGAGCCAGGUCGGGGGAGGAGCAGGGGGAGUGGCCAACUGCCUGGAUUCUGUUUCUGUGGAGACCUACUGCUCCAACGAGGAAGACUCCUCCUCCCUCACAUCCCCCCAGCAGCCCACUGGAGGAGGAAGACCACUGCUAUCCCAGGGUGAACCUGAACUAGACAUCAUCCCUCUGGCCCAGACCCCCCUCCCCCUCCCCCUCCCCCACCCCCUCCACCUCCCUGUCCAGCCGAUCUCCAUCAGCAGCCAGUCGCGGAGCUCCGAGGAUAUUUCCUUCUCCUCCAUCUCCUCCUUUAACAAUGCUGCUGUAUCUCUGGCUCCACGUAGUGGCCCCGGCUCUGCUACUGCGCCCUACCAACUCGGGGCUGCCUCUUUAGGCCCCUCCGGUAGCCAGCAAGCCGGCACUGCGGCAUCACUCAACGUCAAUUUGAACAUGAACACGGGCAACAGCGGCUCCGCCCGCUCAACAGCCAGCCCCAAUCCUGGGAAACCCAAGCUGCGCAAGCGCUUCUCCCUUCGGAGCGUGAGCCGCAGCGUGCGGGGCAGCGUGAGGGGGAUCCUGCACUGGAAGAGCACUGGCAGCGAAGCCAGCUCUCCCGUCAGCGUGGAGGAGAGGGAGGGGCUGGGAGGAGGGCUGAGCAGCAGCUACAGCUACAGCGGGAGUGUGGAGGAGGCACGGGGGAAGGGCAGAGGGCUCCACGGCCAGGGUGCUGCCGGCGGGCUGCCCCCCUCCCUCUCCCUCCCCCUCUCCGCCCCCUCCCUCCCGCCCUCCUCCUCCAGCAGCUCCUCCUCCUUCUCCUCGGAGCAGCGAGAACGCCGGAAAAGCGCAGGGAACAGUGGGGGGGGCGGGAAUUCCGACAGGGAAAAGGAGAAGUGGACGCACAGGUUUGAGAGACUGCGGCUCUCCCGCUCGCCCCCCCUCCCCAAGCCCCCCCCCUCCGACGUGCGCAGGGAGGGGCUGCUCAGCUUCAUGGUGGCCGAGGAGCUGCUGUCGGGGCACACUGGGGGCUCCGGGCCCGGGCUCACUGCCUCAAUGGGGGGGGGUGCCAGCGGGUCCAAGGCUCGCUGGCAGAAGUGCCGGCUGAUUCUAAGGAGGGACGGCAGGGCAGGGGCUGCAUCUCCCACCACCCCCGGCCCCCAGAGCUGCCUGCUGGAGUUCUUCGUCCCUCCCAAGGCCUCGAAGCCGCGCGUCACUAUUUCCUGUUCCUCUAUUGUGGACGUGAGAACAACGACUCCCCUGGAGAUGCCAGACAAGGAGAACACCUUCGUACUGAAGAUGCAGGGCUCGGUGGAGUAUAUCUUGGAGACAGCUGAUUCCCUGCAGAUGAGGUCGUGGCUGGCUGAUAUUCAGGAGUGCAUCAGUCACAGUGAGCAUGAUGACAGUCUGGACACGCCGUGCCUCUCUGAGAGUCUGCCCAGCCGAGAGCUCCCCAUCACCCCCGGGGAGACCAACGACCCACUAACACAGGGGGGGUAUGGGGGUCUUGGUGGCCCCAACUCUGAGAUGCACCCCCCCGAGCUGCCCCCCCGCGCUCCCCUCGAUGAAUCAGAGGGCCGGCUGCAAGGAGGGGGUGGGGCCAACGCGGUGACACCCUUCAGCGAGACACCCGACGGGACAGGCUCGUUCCUGUUCUCAGAGCCCCCGGAGCUGCUGGAUCACCCCCUGUCGGACUGCCCCUGGUUCCACGGCACGCUGUCGCGGUUGAAGGCUGCCCAGCUGGUGCUGGCAGGGGGGACGGGCAGCCAUGGCGUGUUCCUGGUACGGCAGAGCGAGACUCGCAGGGGGGAGUACGUGCUCACCUUCAACUUCCAGGGCAAGGCAAAGCACCUGCGUCUCUCUCUCAAUGAGGAAGGGCAGUGUCGGGUGCAGCACCUCUGGUUCCAGUCGAUCUUUGACAUGCUUGAGCAUUUCAGAGUCCACCCGAUCCCGCUGGAGUCAGGCGGGGCCAGUGAUGUCACGCUCAUCAGCUUCGUGGUCUCGGCCAAUCGGCAGCACGGCCGGGACAGGUCAGGCAGCCGGUCAGCAGUGUGUGAUGUCAUCACCCUGCGCCACCCCGAAUCUCCAUCAACCCCCAUCUCUGACUGUGUACUUGACCAGCCGAUGUCAUAGCCCUGCCUCUCUACCUCUGCCCCCUCCCCCCAUACCUCCUCCCCCCCCUGCACGACCCCCCCCACCCAGCCCCCCGCAGGAGAGGGAGAGGGAGAGGGAGGGAGAGAGGGAGAGAGAGCACGAGAGGGAGAGGGAGAGGGAGA